This is a messenger RNA of Metarhizium album ARSEF 1941, 780 nucleotides long. RefSeq names its product lactam utilization protein lamB. Gene Ontology annotation, biological process: carbohydrate metabolic process. The record is from RefSeq and is a predicted model, not a curated record. The transcript is spliced from 2 exons. The coding region runs from base 1 to 780 and encodes 259 amino acids. Lineage: Eukaryota; Fungi; Ascomycota; Sordariomycetes; Hypocreales; Clavicipitaceae.
AUGGCGUCGGGGUUGGCCCAAAAAUAUGAAAUAAAUGCCGACAUAGGGGAGGGCUUCGGGCGGUGGAGGAUGGGCCCCGACGAGGAGCUGAUACCGCUCAUUGACGCCGCAAACGUCGCCUGCGGAUUUCACGCCGGCGACCCGUCCAUCAUGCUCAAGACGGUCCGCCUCUGCAAAAAACACAACGUCAGGGUGGGCGCGCACCCCGGGCUGCAAGAUCUCUUCGGCUUCGGUCGGAGGAAGAUUGAAGUCGACCCCGGAGACAUGUGUGCCAUGGUUCUCUACCAGGUCGGCGCUCUCAAGGCCAUGCUGGACGCAGAGGGCCUCGAACUGUCGCACGUCAAGCCGCACGGCGAAUUGUUCUUUUACAUGCAGAGAGACCGGGAGAUAAUGAGGGCGGUUUUGGAAGCCUGCGCUCCGUUCCGGGUCCCCGUCUAUGCCUGCCAAAACCCAGAACAAGAGGCCAUGUGUGCCGAGAUGGGCAUCGCCUUUCAGGGCGAGCUAUAUGUCGACAUUGACUAUUCGCCAGAGGGAAGGCUUGUUCCCGUGUCGCAGUCUCACCCCGUCACGCCGGAGUUAUGUUACGGGCGCGUUGUCGCUGCGACCACGGCCGACACUGGCAGGGACAUUGAUGGGACGCAGUUCACAUUCGGGUUUCAAGGCAAGCCCUUUAGCAUCUGCCUACACUCUGACGCACCAACCGUGUUACAGAACGCCAGGAUGGUGCGCAGGGCCGUUGAUGAAGUGAACAAAGUCAAGUUUUCUGUGGGACUGAAUUAG